Messenger RNA from Apodemus sylvaticus (European woodmouse), 3241 nucleotides. It is a transcript of the gene Selp, whose product is annotated as selectin P. Gene Ontology annotation, biological process: heterophilic cell-cell adhesion; leukocyte tethering or rolling; response to cytokine. The record is from RefSeq and is a predicted model, not a curated record. Gene Ontology annotation, cellular component: external side of plasma membrane; membrane. Bases 114 to 2420 code for a protein of 768 amino acids. The transcript has 16 exons. Gene Ontology annotation, molecular function: oligosaccharide binding; sialic acid binding; calcium ion binding. NCBI's taxonomy places the organism in Eukaryota, Metazoa, Chordata, Mammalia, Rodentia, Muridae.
GAAAGCGAAUAGGAAGUUGUUUUGAGAGGCAGCAUGACACCAAGGGGAGGCAGCAAAAGUAUAAGAAGUGUGGUUUGGCCAGAGGGAAGAAAGCCAGACGAGUCGGAGAGGACAUGGCCGGCUGCCCAAAAGGUUCUUGGAAGCCAAGACUCCAGAGUGUGGUCCUGGGAGCUGUUCAGCUCAUCUGGCUCAGUGCUUUGAUCUCUGAGCUUGUAAUUCAGAAGGAAGUGGCCGCGUGGACCUAUAACUACAGCACGAAGGCAUACUCGUGGAAUAACUCACGGGCAUUCUGCAGGAGGCACUUCACAGACUUAGUGGCCAUCCAGAAUAAGAAUGAAAUCGCUCACCUCAAUGACGUCAUCCCAUUCUUCAACUCUUACUACUGGAUUGGUAUCCGAAAGAUCAACAAUAAGUGGACCUGGGUGGGAACCAAUAAGACUCUCACGGAGGAGGCUGAGAACUGGGCCGACAACGAGCCCAACAACAAGAGAAACAACCAGGACUGUGUGGAGAUCUACAUCAAGAGUAAUCUGGCCCCUGGCAAGUGGAAUGACGAACCCUGUCUUAAACGAAAGCGCGCCCUGUGCUACACAGCCUCCUGCCAGGAUUUGUCCUGCAGCAACCAAGGGGAGUGCAUCGAGACCAUCGGGAGCUACACCUGCUCCUGCUACCCGGGCUUCUAUGGGCCAGAGUGUGAAUACGUCCAAGAAUGUGGCAAAUUCGACCUCCCGACACAUGUUCUCAUGAACUGCAGUCAUCCCCUGGGGGACUUCUCCUUCAGCUCGGAGUGCACCUUCAGCUGUGCCAAGGGCUACGAGCUGACAGGACCCAGCGAGCUGCAGUGUUUGGCUUCUGGAAUCUGGACAAACAGCCCCCCGCAGUGUAAAGCUGUGCAGUGUCAGAGCCUGGAAGCCCCUCCCCAUGGAACCAUGGACUGUAUGCACCCGGUUGCUGCCUUUGCCUUGGACUCCAACUGUAAAUUUGAGUGCCAGCCUGGGUAUCGAGUAAGGGGAUCUGACAUUCUCCACUGCACUGACUCUGGUCAGUGGAGUGAACCAUUGCCAACCUGUGAAGCCAUCGCCUGUGAACCGCUGGAGAGCCCCACCCACGGGAGCAUGGACUGCGUCCCAUCCCCAGGGACCUUCGAGUAUAACAGCAGCUGCACUUUUCACUGUGCAGAGGGAUUCGUGCUGGAGGGAAAGGAUGCCAUUCAGUGUGCCGACUCGGGGCAGUGGACAGCCCCAGCCCCAGUCUGUGAAGCGUUGCAAUGUCGGGAGUUUCCAGUUCCGAGUAAAGCCCAGGUGAGCUGCUCAGACCCCUUCGGAACCUUGAAGUACCAGUCAGUCUGCAGCUUUUCCUGCGAUGAGGGCUCACUGUUGGUGGGAGCAAGUAUGAUAAACUGCCUGGCUACUGGACACUGGAGUGCCGCUCCUCCUGAAUGUCAAGCCGUCUCCUGUACCCUUUUGCUCAGUCCCGAGAAUGGAUCCAUGACCUGUAUCCAGCCUCUUGGGGAUUCCACCUACAAAUCCACAUGCCAGUUCAUGUGCGAUGAAGGAUUUCAUCUAUCUGGACCAGAAAGACUGGAUUGUUCUCCGUCUGGACACUGGACGGGCACCCCUCCCACAUGUGAAGCCAUCAAGUGUCCAGGAAUCGUCGCCCCAGAGCAAGGCAGCCUGUAUUGCUCUCAUGUCCGUGGAGAAUUCAGUGUUGGCUCUGUCUGUCACUUCUCCUGCAACGAAGACUUUGAGCUACUGGGGUCUAAAAAUGUGGAAUGCACAGUGUCCGGAAGAUGGUCAGCGCCGCCUCCAACCUGCAAAGGUGUGACAUCACUCCCUGUCCCAGCGGUCCGAUGCCCCGCCCUCACGACUCCUGGACAGGGCACAAUGUCCUGCCAACACCACUUGGGAAGCUUUGGUCCAAACACCACUUGUUACUUUGGGUGCAAAACCGGAUUUACCCUCAGAGGAGCCAACUGGCUCCGCUGCAGGGCUUCAGGACAAUGGACAGCAGUGCCCCCCUUGUGCAGAGCCGUCAAAUGCUCGGAAUUGCACAUGGACACAGCUGUAGCGAUAAACUGUUCCAAUCCCUGGGGAAACUUUAGCUACGGAUCAACCUGCGCCUUCCACUGUCCAGAGGGGCAGUCGCUGAAUGGCUCUGAGAGGGCAACCUGCAGAGAGGACGGCCACUGGUCAGAUGCCAUGCCAACCUGCCAAGCAGGGACACUGACGAUCCAGGAAGCUCUGACUUACGUGGGUGGAGCAGUGGCUUCUACAACAGGCCUGGCAGCGGGUGGGACACUCCUGGCUCUGCUAAGAAGGCGUCUCAGAAAGAAAGAUGAUGGAAAAUGCCCCCUGAAUGCGCACAGUCACCUAGGAACAUAUGGAGUCUUCACUAACGCUGCGUAUGACCCGACCCCUUAAGAGACCUGGUCUCCCCAUGUCUCAUGCAGAUGUCAGGUUUCCUGUCAGACUCGACUGUAACCCCACGGCCUCUGCUGCGGUUCUCUGUAGUAAAUAAUUGGACUGGAACCUGGAGAAGACUUUCCCACCUCUCCACCCACCCCUUCCUGCUCCGCCCCUCACCUUCCUCCAGCUCAGCCACAGAAACAGAAGCAAACCUUUCUGCUGUGCUGUUACUAAAACACAGGAGUUAGUCCAAGGCACUGGAGCAUCUGCCUCACCGGGUGACCGGGCUCUGGAAAACCGAAGGUCUUUCUCUUGGGAUUGAACAGUAGCGAUGUUGGUGGCCAGGCAAACCUUUGGUUUAAGGGAAUGCCUGCUUUAAGAUCUUCUGGGUCUUCCAUGUUUCAUUUCUAUGAGGUUGUUUACACCUCUGCUGCUGAGACUUUCACAGAAACUUCCAGAUGGUACUAGGGGACACAGAAGAUCAGGAACAAAGCCAGGAUCCUCAUCUGGCUGCAGACUUUCCCUCCACCAAAGCACCCGAAGGUCAUUGUUUGAAUGUAUAAUUCAACUCCCCCAAAUAUCAAGCUCUCCCGUGUUCCGUUCAAGAAGAUCUCAGUUUGUCUACCACACAAUGUAGUCACAGUUACAAUUCUCCAAAUGACAGCUGGACCUUCCAGUGAACCCACAAAUAUAUGUUGUAUGUCCCCUGUCCACAGAGAAAAAACAUCAGAGGGGCAGAAAAGGUCCUCUUUGCAUUGCUGUUCUGCAGGAAAGAACAGAUAUUGUUUUAUAUGUAAUUUAAUUCACAUAUUUAAUAAAUAAGUCACUGAAAAUUA